AUGGCAAAGAAAGGAUCCAAAGCAGCAAACGGUGGUAGAAGAUCUUCCGUGUUGGGUGCAUCCGAUACAGAAAACAAAAACAUUGCCAUCGUCAAUCACAAUGAAGAUAUUGGAAAAUUCAGUGUGAUCCGUUCAUCAGCAGCACAACAAGAGAUAAAGCAAGUGAAAUCUUGGGAGGAAUUAAAGAAGGAAUGCACAAGCUUGGAGGAUAUCCGUAAUACAGUGCGUCGUCUAUCAUUGGAUAAUGUGUUGCCAUUACUCCAGGAAUUAUUAGCUCAAUUCGAUGUACAGCAAGCUCGUGAUGCUGUUUUGACAGAAUGGAUCAAGACUGUGCUUUUGACUCAUACAGCUUAUUUCAUGACACUACCAGAAGUUGUGCAGCGAUUAUCAACACUUUACAAAGAACUGGAUGAUCGUUUAACUGUUUACCCCAAGUUAUUGGCCAUGCAUGGUCGCUUGGAUCUUAUACAAAAUCAAAUCGAUGCUCGUAAUCGUAAAGAUAUCGAAUCAGACGAAGAAUCUGACAUGGAGGAGGUGCCAUACCAAAGUGAAAGUGAUGAUGAUGUCGAUGAAGAUGAGGAUAAUGAAGAAGAUGAUGUGGAUGACGAAGAUGAUCUAAUGGACAUGAAUAAUGAGGAGCUGAAGAUGUUUAAAGAGGAAGAAGACGACUUGAAUACAGAAGAUGAGGAUGAUAACAUUAGCGAUAGUGAUAUAGAAGAGUAA
Molecule: messenger RNA, 723 nt
Organism: Mucor velutinosus
Lineage: Eukaryota; Fungi; Mucoromycota; Mucoromycetes; Mucorales; Mucoraceae
Exons: 2
Coding region: 1-723 (240 amino acids)
Biological process (GO): maturation of SSU-rRNA from tricistronic rRNA transcript (SSU-rRNA, 5.8S rRNA, LSU-rRNA)
Cellular component (GO): nucleolus
Source: RefSeq, a predicted model, not a curated record